Messenger RNA from Sordaria macrospora k-hell, 252 nucleotides. RefSeq lists its product as uncharacterized. NCBI's taxonomy places the organism in Eukaryota, Fungi, Ascomycota, Sordariomycetes, Sordariales, Sordariaceae. The record is from RefSeq and is a predicted model, not a curated record.
AUGCUUUCAUCGUCGCCCGCGAUCAUUCAUCAGGCUCCGCCCGCACUGGUCCAGCCACUCUUCUUGCAUAACCAUGUUCUGCGGAAGAAGUACCGAGAUCCUCUCAAGCUCAAGCAGGCUCUAACCAAGACGUUCGGAGAAGGGAAUUACAAGAUCAAGGUCAGAGCAGAUCGGUGGAUUGUGGCUAUUCCUAGAGAAAUGAGCAAUAAUGAAAUAGACGAGCUUGAGAAUUCGGUUUAUUCGCACUACUAG